Molecule: messenger RNA, 1105 nt
Organism: Phragmites australis (common reed)
Lineage: Eukaryota; Viridiplantae; Streptophyta; Magnoliopsida; Poales; Poaceae
Product: ethylene-responsive transcription factor CRF5-like
Exons: 1
Coding region: 210-926 (238 amino acids)
Biological process (GO): regulation of DNA-templated transcription
Molecular function (GO): DNA-binding transcription factor activity; DNA binding
Source: RefSeq, a predicted model, not a curated record
UUAGUCCCCACCCGCUCAACGCAAUUCCCCUUCGUCUUCUCGCUUCCACCGGAACCCCACAAGCCUCCGAAGAGCCAACCCGUGAAACCCUAACCCUAAAACCCUACCCUCGCCUCCUCCCCCCCCCCCCACGCUCCCAUGGCGGGGCGCGGAAUCUAAGCGUAGCCAACCCUAUCGCGUGUCCACAUGGAUUGAGUGGAUUUCAAGGCAUGGGUCCAAACCCUAGUCUGCAGGAGCUGGCUGCUGCGGCGGCGGAGGCGGCGGCGACGGCGACGGCGACGGCGUCUGAGCCGCCGCGGGCGCGCGUGGUGCGGAUCCUCGUGCACGAUGCUGACGCUACCGACUCGUCAUCCAGCGAGGACGAGGCGCCGCCUCCGCCGCCGCGGAGGGGGAGGGGAGGCAGCAGCAGCGCGGGCGUGAAGCGCCGGGUGAUGGAGGCUAGGCCGGCCGUGCGGUUCCGCGGCGUGCGCCGGAGGCCGUGGGGGCGGUGGGCGGCGGAGAUCCGCGACCCGCACAACCGCCGCCGCCUGUGGCUGGGCACCUUCAACACCGCCGAGGAGGCCGCUACUGCCUAUGAUACCGCCAACAUCCGCCUCCGCGGUGCCAGCGCCCCCACCAACUUCCCCUCCGCUCGCUACUCGCCGCCACCGGAGCCAGCCAAGCCGAUCAUCUCGCUUACUCCUGAACCAGGGAAGGUGAUCACCUUGCCACCAGUACCUGUGAAGCCGACCGUCCCUCUGAAGGUGAAGGAGGAGGGUGGGAGCUGUGACGGCCAGGUGGAGGGAGGUAGCUCUGAGGGCCAGGAGCUUGCGUCCGAGUGGGAGAUGAUUGCCAGGAAGCGCAAGCGUUCGGGCUGUGGCAGUGGCACUUGCAUGCGCGCCAUCCAUUCUGCCUCUGUCUGCGUGGAGGAGGUUGGCGGGGCCUGAGGUCCCAAUGAUCCGUAAUUACUACCGUUAGAAGCUUUAUUGUCUAUCUCCAUAGCAUCAUUAGAACUUGGCAUUGUGUAAUUUCGGUUAGUAUAAAGUGUCAAUGUGAAAACUUAUGACUCUGCAUGUUACAUGAUUGGGUGAUUCUCUAAUGUAUAUAUGGUAUUCUGUUGCAUUUA